AGGCGGCCGCUCCGGAGCCGAGCCCAGCCGCCACUGGGCUGUGCCCCUCCGGGAACCCCUCUCUUGGAUGCUCUUUGAAGUGAAAGAGGGAGGCGGCCGGGCGGAGGGGAACGGAGAGCAGAGCCGAGCCUCUGGUCUCUGCAUUAGUGCCGCUCAGCGCACCUGGGGCUGCCCACCCUUGCUGCCCGUGCCCCGUUCUCUGGGAGGACAACCUGCUGACCCCGGGCCAGGAUGGACGGCAGAUGGUGGCACGCACACCAGGCCUGGUCCUUGCUGUUGGUGGCAGUCGUGGCUGGGGGUGCAGCGUCUUUGGGGACCACGGACAACAGCCCGACGUCUAACAGCCUGGAGGGGGACAGCGACGCCACUGCCUACUGGUGGGGGGAGUGGACCAAGUGGACGGCGUGCUCCCGCAGCUGUGGGGGUGGGGUGACGUCCCAGGAGCGGCACUGCCUGCAGCAGAGGAGGAAGUCGGUCACAGGCGCCGGGAACAGGACCUGCACGGGCACAUCCAAGCGGUACCAGCUCUGCGGAGUGCAGGAGUGUCCGCCGGACGGGAGGAGCUUCCGGGAGGAGCAGUGCACCUCCUUCGACUCCCACGUGUACAACGGGCGGACGCACCAGUGGAAGCCUCUGUAUCCCGAUGACUACGUGCACAUCUCCAGCAAGCCGUGUGACCUGCACUGCACCACCGCGGACGGCCAGCGGCAGCUCAUGGUCCCCGCCCGCGACGGCACGUCCUGCAAGCUCGCCGACCUGCGAGGGGUUUGCGUGUCUGGAAAAUGUGAGCCCAUCGGCUGUGACGGGGUGCUCUUCUCCACCCACACGCUGGACAAGUGCGGCAUCUGCCAGGGGGACGGGAGCAGCUGCACCCACGUGACGGGCAGCUACCGCAAGGGGCACACUCACCUCGGUUACUCUCUGGUCACCCACAUCCCAGCCGGUGCCCGAGACAUCCAGAUUGUGGAGAGGAAGAAGUCAGCCGACGUGCUGGCUCUUGCAGAUGAAGCUGGCUAUUACUUCUUCAAUGGCAACUACAAGGUGGACAGCCCCAAGAACUUCAACAUCGCGGGCACUGUGGUCAAGUACCGGCGGCCCAUGGACGUCUACGAGACCGGCAUCGAGUACAUCGUGGCACAGGGGCCCACCAACCAGGGCCUGAACGUCAUGGUGUGGAGCCAGAACGGCAGGAGCCCGUCCAUCACCUUCGAGUACACGCUGUUGCAGCCCCACGUGCACCGCCUCCCGCCCGCCUACUACAGCUUCCCCGAGCCUCACCCGGAGAGCGCCAGCGAGAGCGCCGAGAGCCAGGAGCUGGACAGCCCUGGGAUGCUGGGCUUCGUGCAGUACAACGGCUCCCUCUAUGGCCAGGCCUCCUCAGAGCGGCUGGGUCUGGACAAGCGGUUGUUUGGCCACCCCGGCCUGGAGCUGGAGCUGGAGCUGAGCAAGGGCCAGGAGACCAACGAGGUGUGCGGGCAGGCCGGCGGCCGGGCCUGCGUGGGGCCCCUCAGGGGCAAGGGCUUCCGAGACCGCAACGCCACUGGGAUGGCCCUCGCUGGGGACAAGAGCGACCAGGAGGCCAAUGCCCACUUCACCUCCCAGGAGUUCCUCUCAGCCAAUGCCAUCUCUGACCAGCUCCUGGGCAUGGGCACGGACUCAAAGGAGCUUGCCCUGAAUGAGACCAUGAACAGCAUCUUCGCUCAGGGCACCCCGAGGAGCUCCCCGGCCGAGAGCCUCUAUGUGGACUAUGAGGACGGCGAGGGAGUGGGUGCCUACCUGCUCAACGGGUCCUACCUGGAGCUGAGCAGCGACAGAGUCACCAACUCCUCCUCUGAGGCCCCGUUCCCCAACGCCAGCACCAGCCUGCCUGCCUCAGCUGGGAACAGAACUCACAAAGCCAGGCCCAGGCCCAAGGCGCGCAAGCAGGGCGUGAGUCCAGCUGACAUGUACCGGUGGAAGCUCUCGUCCCACGAGCCCUGCAGUGCCACCUGCACCACAGGGGUCAUGUCGACGUAUGCUAUGUGUGUUCGCUAUGACGGCGUCGAGGUGGAUGACAGCUUCUGUGACGCCCUGACCCGCCCGGAGCCAGUCCACGAGUUCUGUGCCGGGAGGGAGUGCCAGCCCAGGUGGGAGACGAGCAGCUGGAGCGAGUGCUCGCGCACCUGCGGCGAGGGCUACCAGUUCCGCAUCGUGCGCUGCUGGAAGAUGCUGUCGCCCGGCUUCGACAGCUCCGUGUACAGCGACCUGUGCGAGGCGGCCGAGGCCGUGCGGCCCGAGGAGCGCAAGACGUGCCGGAACCCGGCCUGUGGCCCACAGUGGGAGAUGUCCGAGUGGGCCGAGUGCCCGGCCAAAUGUGGGGAGCGCAGUGUGGUGACCAGGGACGUCCGCUGCUCAGAGGAUGAGAAGCUGUGUGACCCCAGCACCAGGCCUGUGGGCGAGAAGAACUGCACGGGCCCCCCCUGUGACCGCCAGUGGACCGUCUCCGACUGGGGACCGUGCAGCGGAAGCUGUGGGCAGGGCCGCACCAUCAGGCACGUGUACUGCAAGACCAGCGAGGGGCGGGUGGUGCCCGAGUCCCAGUGCCAGCCCGAGACCAGGCCCCUGGCCAUCCACCCCUGCGGGGACAGGAGCUGCCCCGCCCACUGGCUGGCCCAGGACUGGGAGCGGUGUAACACCACUUGUGGGCGUGGCGUGAAGAAGCGACUGGUCCUCUGCAUGGAGCUGGCCAACGGGAAGCCGCAGACGCGCAGUGGCUCCGAGUGCGGGCUGGCCAAGAAGCCCCCCGAGGAGAGCACGUGCUUCGAGAGGCCCUGUUUCAAGUGGUACACCAGCCCGUGGUCUGAGUGCACCAAGACCUGCGGGGUGGGAGUGAGGAUGCGAGACGUGAAGUGCUACCAGGGGACCGACAUUGUCCGCGGCUGCGACCCCCUGGUGAAGCCUGUGGGCAGACAGGCCUGUGACCUGCAGCCCUGCCCCACGGAGCCCCCAGAUGAUAGCUGCCAGGACCAGCCAGGCACCAACUGCGCUCUGGCCAUCAAGGUGAACCUCUGUGGCCACUGGUACUACAGCAAGGCGUGCUGCCGCUCCUGCAGGCCCCCCCACUCCUAGGCCCACCAGCUGGAGACCCACAUAUCCCACCCGGGUCGCCGCAGCCUCUGGGCCUCUCCGCAACACCUUCCUGCGGGGUGCCCCGGGAUGUGAGGACAUGACACCAAGCCUUGGCUGAUGAGGGACUGCCCACGGCCCACGGACCUCUGCUGUCCCCGGCAGGACCCCAGUGCUCUCGGCCUUCCUCCGGACAGUGCCACCAUGGGCGGACAAGCAGAGCCGUGCAGACUCGAGUCUGGGUGCCCGCCCCACACCCAGAGGCCCCCAGCAGGGGGGCCUAGCCCAAAGCCCAGUGGUGGACCUGGCCCUCACAUCUGCCCACGGUCCAGGCACUUCUCUGGGGGUGGGGCCACCCCAGGAGACACACGGACGACCCCAGCCCCGGAAGGGUAGAGAAGGGCAGCCAAGGAGAGCCUGGUGGUGUUUAGGGUACCCUUCUGGGAGUCUGAGAAUCGGCAUAGCCUGCUUCAUCGGACGGACCAUUGCACUUUCCGCCAGGAGGAGGCGCAGUUCUGGUGGAACCGCAGGUCCUGCACAGUGGGCUCGACCCGGUGGCCCCGGCCCUCAUUAGGUACAGUAAUAAAGUGGCCUAUUUAUGGUG
Molecule: messenger RNA, 3709 nt
Organism: Tupaia belangeri chinensis (Chinese tree shrew)
Lineage: Eukaryota; Metazoa; Chordata; Mammalia; Scandentia; Tupaiidae
Gene: ADAMTSL2
Product: ADAMTS like 2
Exons: 19
Coding region: 232-3108 (958 amino acids)
Biological process (GO): extracellular matrix organization
Cellular component (GO): extracellular matrix
Source: RefSeq, a predicted model, not a curated record